AUGAAAGAAGAGAAAACAAGCGAUCAGAGGAGCAGAGGGAAGACGAGAGAGAGAAUGAGGGAGAGCGGAACCGCGGAGAAGAUGGGGUCAUUGGGGCCAUGGGACAUCACGGUGCCAGCAUACUCUGCAUUUCCGUUGUGGAUAUGUCUUGUUUCCAUUUGUGACAUAAUUAUGUUGUACUCUAUAGAAAUAAGAAGUUCUAUAGAGAACGAAGCGUUCCUCAGUUAUCUUGCUUAUUCUAUUUACCUUAAUUGUCCUAGUUACCCUAUAUGUCUUAGUUAUCCUAUUUCUUCUAGUUACCUUAAUUGUCCUAGUUAUCUUAUUUAUUCUAGUUACCUUAGCUAUCCUAGUUACCCUACUUGUCCUAGUUAUCCUUAUUAUCCUAGUUACCUUAAUUGUCCUAGUUACCCUAUAUGUCCUAAUUAUCCUAUUUCUUCUAGUUACCUUAAUUGUCCUAGUUAUCUUAUUUAUUCUAGUUACCUUAGCUAUCCUAGUUACCCUACUUGUCCUAGUUAUCCUUAUUAUCCUAGUUACCUUAAUUGUCCUAGUUACCCUAAUUGUCCUAGCUAUCCUUUUUAUUCUAGUUACCUUAAUUGUCCUAGUUACUCUACUUGUCAUACUUAUCCUACUUAUUCUAGCUGCCUUAAUUGUCAUAGUUGCUCUACUUGUCCUAGUAAUCCUACUUAUUCUAGCUACCUCAAUUGUCCUAGUUACCCUAAUUGUCCUAGUUAUCCUAUUUAUUUUAGCUACCUUAAUUGUCCUAGUUACCCUACUUGUCCUAAUUAUUCAAUUUAUUCUAUUUACCUUAAUUGUUGUAGUUACUCUACUUGUUCUAGUUGUCCUCUUUUUUUUGCUUCUAUCAAUAAACAAUAA
This is a messenger RNA of Megachile rotundata (alfalfa leafcutting bee), 873 nucleotides long. RefSeq names its product adhesive plaque matrix protein-like. NCBI's taxonomy places the organism in Eukaryota, Metazoa, Arthropoda, Insecta, Hymenoptera, Megachilidae. The record is from RefSeq and is a predicted model, not a curated record.